AUGAGCGGUACAGACAGCGGCGACCAGCUCCCGAGUGAAGACAAGAAACAAUUCAGUAUGCCUCCAGCUAUCUGGCCUGACAGCCCCUUCGCUCCAGACUCUGCCGAAGACACUUUCUGGAAGCACUAUCGCGAAUGCUGGAUUCGUAAUGGCGGUCCUGAGCGCGACUCUGACAUCGGCCUUGCCAGGAGCCCUUUCUUGCGCGGCAGUGUCUUGUGGAAGGCUUUUGACGCCAAACGUGUCGCUUGGUUUCAGAAACGCGGACAACCCGUCUCUUCCCAGACAUCGAAGGACACCAUGGCGGGUUCCAGAGGCCACUCCAAUGCGAGACGCAAAGCUAGUCGGUUGCGCAUGUCUGCCAUGCCAGAGGGCUCGUCGAAAUCGCGCGGACGGCCACUUCCCGUUACUCGGGGAGGAUCAGAGCCUCAUGCCAACCCCAGCAUCGAUCAAAGUGGUCGUACUCCGAACAUGAACACUCCCUCCGUACCGAACGCUCCGAUGUCGAACGCUCUCGUCUUGGCAAAGGCUCCCUUGACAGUAAAAGCUCCCGUCAAGACAGACGCCGCCAUGCCGGACGUCUCUACGUCAGACGUCGCCAUUCCAGACGCUCCCGUCAUGCCAAACGCCCUCGUUUGUCAAGCCAAACCCCAGCCAAGCAACGAUGCCAACGCCGUCAGCGACAAGAGUUUGGUAAUCCGCCCUAAAGGUGCUCCCCAGGAAUGCGAGAGAGAGAUCCAUGGCAAACCCGUUCCUCGCGGACUCUGCAGAGCCUUCCACCUCGGAGGUAGCUGCAGGCACAGGCCAGAAUGUCCUUAUACCCACAAGCUCAGCCCUUCGAUGCGCGCAAUGUUGCAGGCAUGCAAUGAGAACUUCUUGAAGUUGUCAGACACGAACCAGUGGAAAAUUGCUGAGGCCCAACGUCAGCGUCAACUGCUCAAGGGUCGCCUUCAGAAGUCCGUUUCUGGAGCGGUGCAGCAGAAGAAGCCGGCUACUGGAGCCUCUGCGGCUUCUGCAGGUACUUCGGCUCCUGGAGCUACGGCUUCUGUGCGUACUAUGGCUUCCGUACGUAUUAUGACUCAUAAGCGUACCGUGACUACUACAGGCAGUGCAGCUUCAAGAGGCAUUGAAGCUUCUAGAGUUACACGGACAUCUGGAGGUACGGUUGGAGGUACCGCUGGAGGUACCGCUGGGAGUACAGCUGGAAGUGUCACGGCUAGAGGUACUACGGCUGGAGGUACCACGGCUUCUGCUGUCACUGCGGCCCCGGGAAAGACUAUGACUUCUGCAGGUACUGUCACUUCCUCGGGCACAUCAGCAUCUGCGCGUACUGAGCCUUUUGUGCGCACUAUUCGUCCUCGUAUGACGGCGUCUGAACUCAUUGAAUCUCUCGACAAAGCUGCGGCUUCUGCAAGUACCGCUACUUCUGCAGACACUCCUGCAGCUGGUACUGGAGCUUCAGUGCAUACCGUUGCUCCCGCUCAGGCCGCGACUUCAGUGCGUACAGUUGCUCCUCGUGCCCCGGGUUUUGCGCGUACCGUUUCUCCCAACCACGCCGCAACUCCUGCGCGCACUGUCGGCCCCGCUCGUACUGCAGGUCCUACUCGUCCUGCCCCCAUUGCGACCUCGGCAAGCAAUGGGCGUCAAGGUGGCGUGAAUUGUCUCAGAUUGGACAAGAAAUGGUACAAUAGCAUGGCUAAGGCUUACCCCAAGGACAAGGAUUGGAUUGAGGAGCUGGUGCGGUUGCUGGAAAGCGAUCUCAAGAAUCUUUGGUAG
Molecule: messenger RNA, 1773 nt
Organism: Aplosporella prunicola CBS 121167
Lineage: Eukaryota; Fungi; Ascomycota; Dothideomycetes; Botryosphaeriales; Aplosporellaceae
Exons: 3
Coding region: 1-1773 (590 amino acids)
Molecular function (GO): metal ion binding
Source: RefSeq, a predicted model, not a curated record